Folsomia candida is the source of this 6699-nucleotide messenger RNA. Its product is annotated as dopamine receptor 1. Lineage: Eukaryota; Metazoa; Arthropoda; Collembola; Entomobryomorpha; Isotomidae. The transcript is spliced from 10 exons. The record is from RefSeq and is a predicted model, not a curated record. Gene Ontology annotation, biological process: adenylate cyclase-activating adrenergic receptor signaling pathway. Gene Ontology annotation, molecular function: G protein-coupled receptor activity. Gene Ontology annotation, cellular component: membrane. The coding region runs from base 1124 to 2452 and encodes 442 amino acids.
CGUCUCAAACUCGGCUCUCUCUCUCUCUUUUAGCUCUUUCAGCUCUCUCUGUUCUUAAAGAACAAGGACAAGAAGAAGAACACAGUUUGACAUGUGAACCUCUCUUUCUCUUUUACCAAUUUGUACCCCAUUUCCGCUCGGAAAAAAAGUUUGGUCAAGAUCAGAUCAUCCUGAGUGAAAGCGGUUCCUCUUACUUUCUCUUUUCUCUCUUCUCUCGAGUAGUGAAGGACUUUCGACUUUGGGUGAAAGUGGAGGUGGAGGAGAUCGCAAGAAGAAAAUAUUUGGUUGGGUUGAGUGUGUCGACUUUUUUAGUUGUGGACGGGAGAAAGUGAGGAGGAUACUUGAAGUGAAAGUAGUAGCUCAGAUUUGUGGAAAAUCUCAACUUGCCCCAGGUUUCCGUCAAGAGCCUGUUUUCAACUAUUUGUGGAUUAUCUGCCCCACUCAAAAUAAAGACCGUGUCAUUCUCAUCUCUCUCUCUCUCAAAACAUUUCACAAGUGAAGUUAAUGGAGAACAAAGAAGUCGGAUUUUCCCGAAAAAAACCUGAACGACGUGUGUCUCCUGUGUUUCUUGAUAAAACAAAGUUUUGUAAUUCUGCACACUCCUCGUCGCCCUUUCGUCAAGUGGUCGUGUAUGUAUUUGUGUGUACACGUGACACAAGUGGGCACAUAGCAUCGCCAUCGAGGAUGCAGGAGUUUCCUACUGCUGGUGCAAAUAAUAAAUGUGAAAAGAAGUGUGAAACAGUUUAGGACGGACGGACGGACGCGAUCCGAUCAUCCAGCAAAGUUUGAGGAGGAGAAAAUUGCGAAAAAAAGACAAUAAAGAAGGGCGAAAUUUUCGCGAUUUUGUGUGUCUAACAUUCCGUGAAGGGGAAAGUGAAAGUAAAUCACGUGAGGAGAAAUUGUCGAAAAUUUCGAAAAAACGGGAAUAAAAGAGUCCCAAAUUUUGGAGAUUUUGUGACUAACAUGUUGUGAAAGUGAAAGAAGCACAACUUUUUACCCCCGAAAAAUCAGCGGAAAUACGGCAGAACAAUUUGGGUAGCUUCUUGACAGUUUUUUUUGGUGGGCGUAGAAAAUCUAGGAAGAAUAGAAGAUCAGGAACUUUAUAGAAGGUUUUUCCUUAGCGAUGGAUUUGGACGAGGAGAACUGGCCCCCGUCGUACGACGAGGGGGGGAACUGGUCGUUCCGAGGGAACUCAUCGAACGACACGGCGGAUCCCAUUACGGACGAUACUUUCACAACCGUCUCGCUCGUCUGUAUCGGCAUCUUCCUCUCCUUCAUGAUCAUGGCGUCGAUCGUGGGAAACGCGCUGGUGUGCAUCGCUGUGGCGACGGAGCGCUCUCUGCGCCGCAUUGGGAACCUCUUCAUCGUCUCUUUGGCGAUCGCGGACAUGUUCGUGGCCUGUUUGGUCAUGACUUUCGCCGGGGUGAAUGACCUGCUGGGUUACUGGGUCUUUGGAGAACAGUUUUGCGACACGUGGAUUGCUUUUGACGUUAUGUGCUCAACGGCAUCCAUCCUGAACCUGGCAGCGAUUUCGUUGGAUCGCUACGUGCAUAUCAAGGACCCCCUCCGCUACGGGCGUUGGGUGAACAAGAGGAGCAUUUUGGGUGUCAUUGCCGUCGUCUGGAUUCUCGCCGCGCUGAUUUCCUUCGUCCCCAUUUCACUUGAUUUGCACAGAGCGGACGAACUGGAGAUGCCCAAGGACCCACUCGCCCUGCCCACGUGUGCGCUCGAUCUGAGCCCGACCUACGCCGUGGUCUCGUCCUGCGUCUCGUUUUACCUGCCGUGCUUCAUCAUGGUGGGCAUCUACUGCCGCCUCUACCUCUAUGCCAGGAAGCACGUCAAGAAUAUCAAAGCCGUGACGAGGCCGCCACCUCGCGCCGGCGAUGCGACCGCCAGGACAACACCGACACAUGCUAACUCGUCGUAUCAGGUUUCUGACCAUAAAGCAGCCGUGACAGUGGGGGUCAUCAUGGGAACCUUUUUGGUGUGUUGGGUGCCCUUUUUCUGCGCCAACAUAGUCUACGCCUUCUGCAAAACGUGCAUUCCAGACUUGGCUUUUAAGAUCCUGACAUGGCUGGGCUACUCAAACUCGUGCUUCAACCCGGUCAUCUAUUCCAUAUUCAAUACCGAGUUUCGUGCAGCGUUUCGACGAAUCUUGACUUCGCGGCUGCCUCCGUGCUGCAAGGACUUGGGAUGGUGCCCCUCUUGUCGGCUUAUCUCCUGCUGCAGGCGGUGCGGUUACCAAGCCGUGGCUCUCAUUCAACGCCGCAGGUCGGACCCUGAGGUGGGCUCGCUUCACCAGAUGAAUGGGAUCUGCACCUUCCGCGAAACGCCGAGAUCUUCGGGUGGCUCUAUUCCAGGGACGAACACGCGCUCCACCACGCCACGGGAAAUUCGGUGCGGAUCCGGCUCCGGAGUGACCAUGUUUGGCGAGAAAGUUAGCGCGAUUUGAUCAGCGGACGUGGUGGACACGAGGAGAAAGUAAUUGUGCGAAAAAAAUUGUGGGUGCAAAAAAAGAAAGAAAGAAACUGUGAUUGAGUCGGGAAGGUGAAAGUGCGAAAUCUGUGCCGAAAGCGGGUAUCCCUUCAAACUGCGGGACUUUCUCCGUGAGUGUGCAAAUUAUGUGCAAAAAAUGCUCCCGGAAGUAAAAGAGACAUUGCCCCUUCUAACUGCCGGAUUGGUCGCUUUCUCCGUGCAAAUUAUGUGCGAAAAAGUGAACGAGUAUAUCCCAUCAAAACCGGAGGGUUGGUUCACUUUCUCCGCAAAUGUGCAAAUUUCUAUGCACAAAAUUCCAGAAGAAGUGAAAGCCAAGUUAUCCCCCGGAUUUGUCCGUGCAAAUUCCCCUCGGUUGUAAAAUGAGCUUGAGGAAUUGGAUCUGAAAAAACCUUUCUCCGCAUACAAUUUGCCGAUAUCUUCUUAUCGAAUUUGUUUACUUUCCCCAUUACCGAGUCCUUAUCGAGGCUGGGGAAAGGAUUAUAAAAAAGAGACCGAGGACAAAAAUAAGCUUCCUCUCAUCAUCAAAAAUAUGAGAAAACAUCCAUUGAAAAAAGAACCCAGUGAAAAAAAGAGAAAGCCUUUCACCCUAUUGGUUUCAUAUUUUUUGGAGAGACACGUUUUUCUCCAGCCGAGGAAAAUAUAGGACUAAAAAAGGCCAACCAACCGCAUUGAUUUCGCUACGACGAAUGAAGAAAGUCAAGUCAAUAACCAUUUCCGAAUCGAAUGCAAGUUUUUUUCUGUGGAAUUCCGUGUUUCUUAUAUUUUUUUAUCAAAUUUCUUCAAGAUUGGAUCACGAAAAUCUGCAAUCUGAGCGGAAUGGAGGCUUGCUUUCACUUUGAGAAGAAGAAGAAAUGCAUAGAAAUAUACAUAUAUUUCUCAAUUUAUGGGGCAUAAAAUAAAUGUUAUGUCCCACGCAGUGACCAGUCCUGGUCGUGACUAAGGCGACCAAGCAUGAAAUUAUUUUUUAAUAGGUAUGAACUUUCUCUAAGGAGAAAGUUGGGUAAAUUGAAAUAUCUAGUUUUCUUCCCUAGAAUUAAAUUAUUGAUGUCUCCAAUUAAGCCACCUUUUCCCCUGUGUGGGGGGAGGAUGCAACGUAAAGAGAAAGUCUGCCCUUAAUCUGCCACCGAAUUAAAAUUUAACGCUAAAAAUAAAAUGAUAGUUCCCGAAUGGAUGUAUUUUAUUGGGACAAAUGAGAGGACAAUUUGUACUAAAAGAGAAAGUUUUUGUUGAUCCGGGGAUGACUUUCACCCAAAUAAUUUAUGAGGCUUGAGCAGCACUGAGCGAGCUAAAUUGGUGAACCAAAAAUAAAACAAGGGAAUGGUUAAGAAAAAGGAGAGUGAGUCUAUUUUCUGGCUGGUGAAAGUAUGUUGUUGUUCGCAUCAUCAUUUUCCCUCUAACUACUUGAUGUUGUCGUAUUUAAUAUAUUUUGAUGGGAAAUAGUCCCACGAGGAUUUGAUUAUGUAAAUGAGGGAAGCAUUUAUUGCGGAGAAAGUGAGAGAAAGAGAGAGAGCGAGGAAAACCCGAGUAACAUGGGGAAAAUUACGGUUUGUAUGUGAGGUAAAUUUGUGGAGAUAAUUUUAAGGAAUUUUAGGAAACCAGGGUGCAUCAUGGACGAAAUUUUUUAAGGGGGGUUUGACCACCUUUCGGAAACCUUAUUUUAGCGAUAUUCAGUUAUUUAUCGUGGGUCCUGUCCUGGAGAAAGUCGCACUUUCACCACGUUUCAAGGUAAACUUUCACUGUGAAAGCGAUCUCGCUUAAGUUACACCUUCCGCCAAGCAUAUUCCAUUGAUAGGCAGCUGUUUAUCGGCGAAAUUAUAGCUUCCGCCGCGGAGAAAGCUAUACUUUAAUCAAGUUUGAAGUCACGCUUUCACCGCGACUGCUUUCCUGCAAAAACGAGACCUUUCGCAAGCUGGAAAGUAGCGAUUUCUCCGCGAAAGUAUGCCUCCCGCUGUGGAGAAAGCUUCACUUUCACCAAGUUUUAGGCACGCUUUCACCGUUCAUUUUAAGCCAUGUGUUAAUCGGGCAUAAUUUUGCGGACCUCCCGUCGUAUUUAGUAAAUUUCCCGUUGGGUUGUUUCCCCAUUGUUGGGACGGAUAAAAGGCGACGGAGAAAAUUAAACUGGACGAAACCACGCCACAUGCCAACUUCCCACAGUAGUGGAAAGUAAAUUACUCAAUUUUAGCGUGUGAUUCCUGGUUGUGUUUUCACUCCUUGGAGAACGUGUGGUCAUGUGGGGAAGAGAGAGUGUUGUAAGAGCUGUGUUUAUGACCUAGACCGCAGAAAUGUAGGCGUUUCACAGUGGUGGUGUUGGAGGUGGUUCAAGGCUAGGUUUGGGAAAUCACGUGAGAGUGGUUAAAAUCAAAAUGUGAUGUGAUUUACUGUGAAAUAUGUGAUUUAUCGGAUUUCUGUGAUUAUGAAAUAAAUGGAGCAACUUUCUUUAAUAUGCGAGUUUUAAAACCAGCUUAAUUUUCGGAUUAGUCACAAAAUUCAGACACUUUUCGGUCCGGUUUUUUUGACCAACUUUCACCUUUAACAUACAAAUCUAAUGCAAACCGAGACUUUGUCCUAGGCGGGGCAACUACGAUAGAAAAAUGGUCAGAAUUUCAGACCGAAUCCUAAUAUCAAGUUGGUCUCGUCAUAAAGUGUAUUUUACACAAGUUGUCUCACUUUUCCCGCAGUAAUAUCAUGAAAAUCACGCGGUGUGAAAAUCACAGAAAUCACAACGUAUAAUUAUUAUCACAGUUCUUCAAACUCUGUUUCAAUAGUUAAAUAUCACAGAAAUCAGAAUUGACAAAGAAAUCACAGAAUAUUAAAAAAAUCACACCAUGUAACACAUUUGAAUUAAAACCCUGUUUAAAUAUUUUGAACUUGCGGCUUGAAUCCUUAAAGGAUAGCAACACUUGAUUAAUAAUUUAAUACAGCACAUCUUCAUCCGUUUGUAUGCAUAAUGGAGGCCAGCAAUAAUAAUGAUAAUGAACUUUUUGAUGAUGCCACGCUUUAAGAGAGAGAAAGCGAGAGAAAGUUGUACUUUAUUCAGUCACUAAUGAACGACGCGUAUUUAAACGGAUUAUAACUAUCUAUUCACGAAUUUGCUAGGACAAACUGUGAUAAGAGGCAGCAGGACUAAAUAAAUGCGAGUACAUAGAUAGAUAAAAUUAUUAUUACCGAGUCAGUAUUAAAUAAGGAUGGUCCAUCACCAAAAAAAAUGAAAAUCAAUCAAUUAUUACACAUUUAUGAUUACAAAUCACGGGAAAGCUAAUUGAACCACGUGGGAUUUUUAACUGAAUCAUCACCACGUGGGAUUUUUACUCAUUUACAUAAAUGUUACCCACGUGAAUACUUUGUGAUACUCAAAUGGAAAGAGUGGGAAAAUUUUGUAGUAAAUAAGUUUCAUGUUUUCUUUUUUUUCGUAAUUUUGAAUUAUGGCCACGUGCGAGAUUAUAUAUCUGAAUUUUUUGGACGUAUAUAUAGGAAAUAUUUAAUGACGAGAUAGCACAUAAUGCACGUACGUUCCACGGUAAUCUAUAAAUAUGUUUCUAAUGUAAUAUCUGUAAUUGAUGUAUUAGAAUAGUUAUUUAACAAGUAAGUUGUAAGUUGUAAAGUAAUAAAAAUGAUAAUGAUAACCAUGUUAAUGAUAAGUAAAUGUGUAUUUAUUAAGGAUAAGGGAAUGAUUGAGGAUGUAUACGUCAGAUUAUUAGGAUUAUUCCCCGUGAAAAGAAACCCACCUGUGAGAAACUGUAUUCGAAUUUUUUUUGCAGAAAUGCAGGAAAUGAGCGCCAUCUCUGUAAUUAUAUAAGUGUAUCUAAUACGAAGGGUGAGCCGCUAGGUGGCUGGCGCGUAUUUCUUGCAAUUUGUGCAGUGCAAGAAAUACAGGGCGGAAAAGGUGCAAGAAAUUAAGAAAAAAAACACUGAUUAUGAAUUUGUGUAAAGCUGUAAGACAAUCCUUUUAUCAUCGUCGUGAUGGAGAUCAUCAUCAUGGCGACGUUUUUUGUUAUCCAUUAAAAUAUAUAAAUGUAUACUUACUUGGUAUAAAAAACUAUGUAUACUUACGUAAAUUAGGAAAUAUAUGUAAAUGAGUAAAUAUAUGUCAUAAUGUAUUAUAUGUAAAUUUGGUAAUUUUAAGUGAAAUGAAAUGAAAUAUACUAUAUGUUUUCCCUGGUAAAUCGUGUCUUUGUGUAAAAAGAAUAAAUUGGUAAUUAAAAA